AUGUUCCCGGUCCUGGGUGGCCGGCCUGGCCGCGUGGCCCUGCCUCGGGGCGGGCGGGGGUCUCUGGGAGCCGAGGCGACGCCCCGGGACCGGCGGCCCGGCGCUGCUGGCUGCACACUGCAGGGCCCGCUGCUGCCCCCGCCAGGCGCGGGGCGCCCCGAGAACCCCGGGAGCUCCACGCCGCAGGCUCUGCCACUUCUGCAAAGGGAAUGGCGCGAAGCUCGAAGAAACCAAGCAGAUUCCGACCUGGCCGCCACACGGUCGCCUGCCUGUCGGGUGCUGCUGCUCCUGCCGCUGUCCCCACAGGCCUGCGCCUCCGGCUUGCCCUUCCACAAUGGCUUCUGCUACAGCGGCACCCCAGGCUGGGACCCAGGCAGCAGCCCUAGGACCGGCCUCUUCAGUAGGGUGAAGUGGGUAGUGGAGACCCCUGAGGGGACCCUGUUCACCCAUCCAGGGGCCCGGGUGACCCUGCCCUGCCGUUAUUGCUACGAGCGGCCCGUGCGGGUCAAAUGGUGGGAGCUGUCGGAGACCCAGGCCCCUGAGCAGGAUGUGCUGGCUGCCACCGGCCACAGGCAGCGCUCCUUGGGGGCCUACCAAGGCGGAGCAGGACUGUGGCAAAACACGGUGUGGGAGGUCUCUCUGGAGCCCCGGGAGGACUCGGGGCGCUACCGCGGUGAGGUCAAGGACGGGCUGGAGGGCCAGAGUGGCCUGGUGGAGCUGGAGCUUCGUUCCGUGGUCUUUCCCUACCAGUCCUCACGGGGGCGCUCCCGGCCCACGUUCCUCGAGGCCCAGGAGGUCUGCCAGGUGGCUUCCUUCCAGCAGCUCUUCCGGGCCUGGGAGGCCGGGCUGGACGGGUGCAGCAUGGCUGGCUGGCUGUGGGAGGCACCCACGCGGUACCCCAUCAUGCUGCCCUGGCUGCCCUGCGGGGACCCGGGCCUGGCCCCCGCCAUGCACAGCUAGGGACGCCGACACCUGCACCCCUUCGACGUCUUCUGCUUCGCCCCGGCCCUCAGGGGGCGGGUGUACUACCUGGAGCACCCCAGAACGCUGACCCUGACGGAGGCCAGGGAGGCCUGCCGGGAAGACGGCGCCCGCACAGACAGGGUGGGCCAGCUCUUUGCCGCUUGCGGCCUGGACGGCGGCGCUGCGGGCCGGCUGGCGGAUGAUCCCGUCGCUCACCCCGCCCCGACUGCGGGCUCCGAGCCUGGGGUCCAGAGCUUCGGCUUCCCGCCCGCACCCUCAGGGCCGGUCCUGCCGUGUCUACUGUGGCAAACUGGCCAGGCGCCGGCCGCAGCCGCCGUCCCUGCCUUCACGGACGGCCUGGUCAGUGCUGGGAAGUUGAGCCACCUGCGUGUGGGCGAGCGAGGGGGAGCGCAGAUGCGAACGGGGGUGGUGGUCGGAGAGCUCUCUCCGUUGCUUCUGUUGCGCUUUUGA
Messenger RNA from Dipodomys spectabilis (banner-tailed kangaroo rat), 1434 nucleotides. It is a transcript of the gene Hapln3, whose product is annotated as hyaluronan and proteoglycan link protein 3. Gene Ontology annotation, molecular function: hyaluronic acid binding. Gene Ontology annotation, biological process: cell adhesion. NCBI's taxonomy places the organism in Eukaryota, Metazoa, Chordata, Mammalia, Rodentia, Heteromyidae. The record is from RefSeq and is a predicted model, not a curated record.